Molecule: messenger RNA, 1083 nt
Organism: Pseudozyma flocculosa PF-1
Lineage: Eukaryota; Fungi; Basidiomycota; Ustilaginomycetes; Ustilaginales; Ustilaginaceae
Exons: 2
Coding region: 1-1083 (360 amino acids)
Source: RefSeq, a predicted model, not a curated record
AUGGCUUCAGACCCAGCAACCCCCUCGGCCAGCGUCAAAGGACCAGAGGCGUCCAAGGGAAAGGCCCCAUCGGUGACUGCCGCCUGGGCCGGAGCAUCCAAGUCGACAGUCCCGAGCUCUCCCUUUACGUUCGAGUUGAAGCCAUCGAUGCUCUCGGCCCCCCGAGCGACGUCCCUGGCAUCUCCCUCGAGGCCCAUCAAGACUGCGCCGGUCGCGGUCGACAAGGCCUCUAGCCCGGCCAAGCCCAUGGCGAACGUCGACAAGCAGCCUGCCUCUCGGCCCAAGUCUACGACUGGUGCUGACAAGCAAGCGAUGACCAUUGCCGGCAAACAAGCCACGUCUGCUGGUCCCGUCGACAGAGACGAGGGCGUCGAGUUCAUCAACCACAUCUGGCCAACGCCCGAGACGCUGAUCAGCUUCGCCGACCUGCCCACGCCGGAUCGCGCCUACCCAGUCCCGCAGGGCUGCCAUCGCUACGAGUUCACGUCGUUCGGCGCUCAAGGCAGAGAGGAACGCAGAGCGGCCGAGCGUACAUUCCUGCAGCAGAUCAAGAAGCAAGCCGCCGAGCACGGCGUCGAUGUCGACCACCUGUCCUUCACCUUCCCAAUGAUCUCGGGUCCGGAUCGCGUCGUCGAUGUCUUCUACCGCUCGCUCGAGGCAUGGACAAAGGCCCGUCGCUUCACCCUGGUCUACGACAGCGUGCCCCUGCAGCUGUCCUUCCAGUCCGGACUUGGUCCCUACCUGACCCUCAACGACAUCUGGGCGGACUGCCUGCGACGAGCGGACGGGACCGUCGCGUUCAGGGGCACGUUUACCAUCCUGGCGACCUUCCGGGGACACCACGGACCGUUCUCGCUGCCUGGCUGGCUGCAGUACCGCGGAUUCGACCACCGCCUCGGCUUCCUCGGCCGUCCCAACCUCUGCUCGCAAUGCCGCCUCGAGCGAGACCCGCACACCAUCGACGCGUGUACCUGGCAGACCUGCCCGCACUGCGGCGGGCGAGGACACAAGCGCCUUGAUUGCGACUCGCAUCCCCUCGCCAUCCAGGCCAAGAAGUUCUAUGACAGUUUCUACGGGAUGUAG